AUGGUGCUCAAAACAUUAGUCUUGGAACAAAGAAUCGGUGUCAUACGUGGUCUGCCGAUAAGUCGUCCAGAGCUACUGAAACAGCCUGAACCAAGCGGUAUUGGUAGUAAGAAGCUUUUGCAGAUGAUUGAGACGCUGGCUACUCAGGACUCUGACGUUUCGGCCUUGAAGCGUGUAGAACUGCGACGAAUGUUUGUCAAUGCUAAUGAAAGUGGCCACCCUGCCAUUAGCUCACCAUUCGGCGAGUUUAUGCUGUUGAUGUGGGAGAAUGGGAUUAAACGCAUGACCAGACGUGGCUGUAUCUGUUGGUUUGACGGUGAUUACGGUGGUGCAGAUUAG
Messenger RNA from Fusarium fujikuroi IMI 58289, 339 nucleotides. RefSeq lists its product as uncharacterized. Lineage: Eukaryota; Fungi; Ascomycota; Sordariomycetes; Hypocreales; Nectriaceae. The record is from RefSeq and is a predicted model, not a curated record. The coding region runs from base 1 to 339 and encodes 112 amino acids. The transcript has a single exon.